Molecule: messenger RNA, 3306 nt
Organism: Centruroides sculpturatus (bark scorpion)
Lineage: Eukaryota; Metazoa; Arthropoda; Arachnida; Scorpiones; Buthidae
Product: F-box only protein 25-like
Exons: 9
Coding region: 205-1320 (371 amino acids)
Biological process (GO): protein ubiquitination
Cellular component (GO): nucleus; SCF ubiquitin ligase complex; cytoplasm
Molecular function (GO): protein binding
Source: RefSeq, a predicted model, not a curated record
UACUCGAAUUAUAUACGUAGGCGUAUUAAGUUUAUAAUUACAAUACUUAGAAAAUUUAAAGUUAUUUUUCCUCCGCGAGUUUGUUUGGUAAUAGAGACACCGAUCACGUGAACGCGCGUCACUUCCGUCAACAAAGUCAUGCAGCUGUUAUAAGCAAACAACGCAAUACUCGAUUCUGUCAAGCAAGUCGAUCGUGAUUGUUCGAUGAUGCCAUUCAUAGGCAGAGAUUGGAGAUCGCCAGGCGAAGCUUGGGUCAAAACGGAAGAAGGUUGGGAACGUAAAAAAAUCUUAGAGAAAUUGAACCGUACGGUGCAGCAAAGAUUAGCACUAGAAAGAUGCAAUGUGAAUUAUAGAUGUAAUUUAAAUAAUUGUGAUAAUGAUGAGAAUAAUAAUAAUGCAGAUGCAAACAACAAUGCUGAUUUGGAAAAGUGGCAACCUUAUUGUCGCAUUACAUUGAAAAUUACUAAAGAGGUUGCUGGAUAUAAUACUAUUAGCGAAGCAUUUCGGAGAUUGGAUUUUACUAAUGCUGUUAGAGAUAUUAGAAGAUUCAACUACAUAUGCAAGCUGUUACACCUACUUAUAACACAGAACCUGACCACUCUUAGUGGUUGUGCUACCAAAGUACUUUUCACAAUGCUGGAAGAAGUAGCAUGGCAAGUGGCAAGUAAUCAACAAAAUAUUCAUAUUCUCCAUACACUUCUUCAUGACCUAAAGAAAACUAUGCGAAAGUAUUACUGUUGGGGUCGUCCAUUAGGGAGUACGUUGCUCUGGGAACAACAUUUACGCACUAUCGAACGAAUCUGUCUCAUGGCUAGUCACAUUGAAAUCAAAGAGCCUGAAGAUGGUCGAAAGUUAACUGAUCUUCCAACUGAACUCAUCAGGGAAAUUCUUCUUCGCUUGAGUGAUUAUAAAGACUUGUUGAACUCUGGACAGGCAUAUGAUGUAAUGAAAGCACUCUUAGACGAGCAACAUAUAUGGAAGCAGUUAUGCCAUUUCCAUUUUACGUGUCAACAGAUUCAUAAUGUUUUAGAAAAUGGCAAGGGUAAAUUGAAACAUAGUAACAAAAUUGAUUGGCAGCAACUCUUCCAUCAUCUACGUCGUAAAUUUGGAUUGAAAGAAGAAUAUGCAGAUUAUUUAUUUCUCUGUAGACACUGCCGGAGUUUAUUUUGGAAAUCUUUCGGACAUCCGUGCUUGGACCUGUUUACCCCCGCUCAAAACGAUAACGAAGAGGGAAACGACAGAGACGACGACUGCGUGGGUACGGUACCUCUGUACGUGCCGGUACCGCCUCAAAUGUUUCUCAAGUUCUUUUCUCUGUGAUGGCUCGUCCGGUACACCGUUCGAUUUCUUUUCUUUUAUCUCCAGUUCCCCAAAUUCGACUUGGUUCUAUUUUUAACGUUUUAUUACGAAACGGCACAAAAGAAAAAAACUCCGACUGUGACGCCGCGCGGCCUCUAAAGAUAGUUUAAUAUUUUUAAAACUUAGUUUUUAAUCCCGUAUUUUUUCACCAGCGGGACCAGGGCCGGCGUCGACGUUUUCGUCGGCGUGGCGAGGAGAUUCCGCGCAUUUAUUUUCUUCUACGGAACGUAAUCGGACGGCGCAAGACGAAGUUAAAGCGCCCGAAAGUAUUAGAAAUAGGCCCGGGUCUCUUUCGUCGGCGAGAACGUCGAGGCGGCCAACCCGGGAUAUAUCGGUCCUAUUUUUGUACAUAUCGGAACCGCGCGACAAUGAAAACCCGUUAGUUUCUGCAAGCCUCGGGCGGUUCGAAUUAACGGCGAAAAAUUUUAUUUUACUAGAUCCGAAUGUAUAUAAAGAGACUUUAUGCCCGACGCAUAUACACCUAUACAUAUAUUAUAUUAUUAUUAUAGAUAUAAGGUACUCGUUACGUAUCGUCGACGUAGAUUAGAUAACGAGCCCGCAGGCUGGGCUCGAAAAUGAAAAGAAAAAAAACAGAUACGGAUUAUAUUUGUUUUCUCUCGAUAGUUUAAGGAAAAUGUUGACGUAAUUAUUCUAUGGUAAAUUUUAAUUAUGGUAUUGGCCGUCUGGCGAAUAAAUCGUAGGGAUUUCGACCGAGAGAAUCUCCUUAAAAUUCUCGUCGACCCGGUUAAUCUCAAUUAAAGUUUAACUUAAAAGUAUUAAUCCGUUAAGUCGACGCGGGCGCCCAAAUAUAUGUUGAAUGUUUUUUGUAUUUUACGUUUAUUUUAUACCGGGAGGGAAUUUUAUUUCUCUUUUUUUAAACCUGUGAUACGACAAUAUGGCAGCUUUAUCGAGUUUUUAUUAUUGUUAUUUUUAAAGUUUUCCGGGCACCGCGUUGCUCUCCGCCGUUUAUUCCCGGGCCGGCUUUAGCCACCCGUCCGGGUGGACCGAGAUCGAAAAAUCCCCGGGAAUUUUUCGGGUGGUCGUCCGGAUACGUCGGGUCCCGUCCCGACCCUUAAUGGGCCGGCUAAAGAGAGCCCCUCUUAACGCCCGCCGGGCGGAAAAAGUUAAAAAUCGGGUCCGGCCUUAAGCAAAAUAUCCGAAAAACGGGUGGGCGCGGUCGACCGGUGGGAAAGGACGGCGGAGGGAAGAGGAAUCGUCUUCGACUCGGUCUUCCGAUCGCCUUUCCACUCCUCCGAUGGUUUCCUCUUCCGGUAUUUACUCUCGCCGCGUGCGUGGCGUUAAAACAAUUUAUCUCCUUUUCGCCCUAUUACCUGUAAGUUUAUUGCCGUUAACUUAUUGUAAAAAUGUUGGUAAAUAAAAUAAUUCCACCAAACGGUCUGCGCGCGCUCUUUAUUUUUACCACGCCGAUCCGUCCGGGAUGCGAUCUCGCGCGUCGCUAGUCGUCACGCCUGGCGAUUUCGCGUCGUCUACUUUUUUCUUUCCUCUAUCGCGGUUGGUAAACGACGGAACUUUCUACUCAGUCCUUUAGCUAUAUUUAAGAUAAUGUUAUUAAUAAAAAGUAAAAACCACCGGUAUUUUAUAUCCGGAAAUCUAAAAAAGGUCUUUCCGUCGACGGCGCCACGCGUACGCUCUUUUAUCUUUUCUCGGAUAAAGCGAAGAAUCGAAUAGACUGGAUUCGAACGCCGUAACUACUUUUAACGACGCGGCGCGAAAGGCCUCGGCUGAUGGGUGCGACUUUUUUGUUUUCAGUUGCGCUUAGGAAGAGAUUUUAAAGCGGACGAGAGCGACGACGGCUCCGCUCGACCGCUUAAGAAUUGACAAUACUGUAAACUUAUUUUCAAAAAACAGAAAAGUAAAAGUAACGUACGCAAAACAUUAGUAAAUACGCCACCUUCCGUCGGUCGUAAAUCAAUUUUUUGGUGGUGG